UAUGAUAAUCGCGUAGUCUGCUAUUAAGGGUGGAAGGAACGGGUGGUGUUGACGCGGCUCUUUACCCUUUUUUCAAUCCCUGCCAAGGCGCGUGAAGCCUCGAUCAAAUAUGAAGGAAGGCAAGGUCAACCACCCUUCGCACCAUGCGUACGAAUUCCCCAGUGACGAGGAGGACCGACUGGGAGACCUUUUUAAGCAGUUAGAUGUCAAUGGUGAUGGUAGGAUUGACGUCCACGACCUGUCAGAGGGGCUCAAAAAGCUCAACAUUCCGCAGGUUCCUGGCUAUGCAGAGCUACUGAUUCAACGAGCAGACGUCAAUGAAAGCAAUGACUUAACCCUUGCGGAGUUUGUCAACUAUGUCCAAGAACACGAGAAGCGACUGUUACUCGUCUUCCAUACCCUUGAUGCUAAUAGUGAUGGACGCGUGGACGAGAGAGAGCUGAAGUCAUCCUUCCGGCUAGGGGGAUACAGGGGAGGCGCAGAGACUCCUGAAACGGAUGACAUGAAGGCUAAUCUUUUGUACACGUAUAUCGACAUGCAUUCUGCCCUUCAUGUUAGGAGCGGCAACGAGACUUGUGAUGGUAGCACGAGGAAUGAGAGAGGUGCCUAUGUCCUGUUGCUCGGGUAUGGAUGGCACUCCUCCGUUGGCACCUGCGGGGGUUUCCCUGGUGCACUGCUAAUGGGCUUAUCCCGUUGUUUGCCUGUGCUUCUUUGUUCAGUAGCGCUAAAUGAAUAUGUUAUGUCGUCCCCUCACCUGGCUUUUGAACUUCAGUAG
Penaeus vannamei (Pacific white shrimp) is the source of this 775-nucleotide messenger RNA. The record is from RefSeq and is a predicted model, not a curated record. NCBI's taxonomy places the organism in Eukaryota, Metazoa, Arthropoda, Malacostraca, Decapoda, Penaeidae.